UGUAGAAAACGUGAUGCUUUUCAGUUCUGUUCACAAAUUCCUCAUCCAGAUUUCAAGAUGAAGUUCUUGAUUCUUCUUCUGGUGACAGCAUGUGCUGCAAGUCCUCAAGAUCUGUCUGGUAAAAUGUUCAUCUUUCCUCAACAAAGUACCAGAGCUUACGUGAAGCUGAACACAACAGUAGACAGUUUCAGUGCUGCAACUGUCUGCCACAGAUCCUUCACUGACCUGAAAAGAGAUCACGGUCUUUUCUCACUGGCCACAUCUAAUUCUUUCAAUGACUUCCUGAUUUUUUAUGACUACACCAAUCGUGAGAUGGAGCCCCAUGUCAGGCAUGGUAAGUCCGAGUAUGGAGGGCUGGACUACAAACCCAAUGUGUGGCACUCUAUUUGCACCACAUGGGACUCUCAGUCUGGACUGAUUCAGCUGUGGUUUAACGGGCUGCCUUUGACGAAGAAAUAUGUCAGCUCUGGAUCAAACAUCAGUGGACGUCCUAUAAUUAUCUUGGGACAGGAGCAGGACGCCCACGGUGGAAAGUUUGACAUUAAUCAGUGUUUUGUUGGUAUGAUGGCAGAUGUCCACAUGUGGGAUUACGUCCUUUCAGCCUGUGAAAUCCAAAAGUAUGUGAAUGAGUUAAACUUCACCCCAGGCAAUGUGCUCAACUGGGGGGCACUGGACUUCCAGAUUAUGGACAGAGUGCUGAUAGAGAGUAAACAAAUGAUGUGUGUUUAAAGUUUGAAACAAAAUGUUUGACAUUGUACAGAGUCAAAUUAAACUGAUGAAGCUUCUGCUAAUCACAACACGACACACUCACCGUUAGUCUGUCACACGGGCCAUGCUAUCAGACUUUAUUCUCUGAUUUGGCUCUGAUAUGUGGUCCUAGGCUCACUUCCUCAACUCUAUCCAUCUCCAUCACCAGCACCACCAGUGUCCAGGCUCCAGGGAACUUUUCUCAAUAACAGUAACUCCUAAUUCCUCCAAUCACUUCGCAUGGUCAAGCUCCUGCCGGCAUCUAAGUGCCAAAGUCUAUUUCUUGUUCCCGACAUUUUCAUAUACAUAAAAUGCAAACUUCCUCCAUUUCUCUUCAUUCUACUUUAAAUCUCUCCUGAUUGAAACUUAUAUCUACAAUAAAUGGUCUAAACUUUGGUCUUAUCUGUAUUGUUGCUUCACGUAAGAGAGGUAGAACUUUUCUUGUGUGAACUUCAUUUUGUGAUUGGUCACCUGAUCACAGUGCUUAUGGAAAUGACACAAUAUCUUUUACCUAUCUUUAUCUUUUUUCAGUUUCUUUAUGAAUCUAUCAUGAAAUAAAAUUAAGUGUAAUAUGAAAGCUGA
This is a messenger RNA of Sphaeramia orbicularis (orbiculate cardinalfish), 1329 nucleotides long. Its product is annotated as C-reactive protein-like. Bases 58 to 729 code for a protein of 223 amino acids. NCBI's taxonomy places the organism in Eukaryota, Metazoa, Chordata, Actinopteri, Kurtiformes, Apogonidae. The record is from RefSeq and is a predicted model, not a curated record. The transcript is spliced from 5 exons.